Cephus cinctus (wheat stem sawfly) is the source of this 1454-nucleotide messenger RNA. RefSeq lists its product as uncharacterized. Lineage: Eukaryota; Metazoa; Arthropoda; Insecta; Hymenoptera; Cephidae. The coding region runs from base 281 to 1276 and encodes 331 amino acids. The record is from RefSeq and is a predicted model, not a curated record. The transcript has 6 exons.
GCUGAUUACGUAUAGUUACGAGAAUUAAAUAUACGUAAAGAAUCGACAGUUGCUUUGAAGAAUUCAUACUGACGUCACUACAUUGAGAAAAACUUUGAUUACAAAUGGCCGCCCUGUGUUGAGAUGUCAAAAACGUGAUAGAAUUUAAUCGUGACACAUGAACGUAGUUUUUGUGGACUUUUUAGUAUUGGUCAUAUCGCUAAAUAUAUAUAUUUUUAAUACCUAUUUAGGGUGACGAUAGACGAAACAAUCAUUUUUUUCAAUCUUUCACAAAAGUGCAAUGGCUUACAGUACUUUUUUGUAUGAUAUACUUGGUAAAGUUUCACAAAUUGUAGGACCUGACAAAGCAGAGAUACAGUUCGUUUUACAUGAAAAUGUCGAAACAGCUUUACUGAAGAAAGAUCGGUUUUAUCAUAAUGGCAGAAGACUCACUGAAAAUGAACCUUUUGAAAAAUAUAUUAAAUGUGGUCUACAGGUUAAGUUUUCAUGUCAUAUUUUUGAUUCUACACCCAAAAAUGCUUACGGAUGGUAUGUCACUAUAUGCUGGCGACAUAAGACUGAGUCUGAGACACAAAUUCAGAUGUGUACAGGAAUGACAAACGUUUUGGGUGAAGUUACUAAAUUAAAAAAACGUCAUGGAACACUUACCAUGGAAGAUAAUGCUGGUAGAGAGCGUAAGGUGCAUUUUUUAGCCAGCAAAUUUUAUGUUCGUGGCAAAAGGUUUCCUGGAUCCAAAGUUUUAUCUAGUGAAUUGAGUCUCGAUGAUAAAGUUUUCUUCGAUGCUAUACCAUGCAUGCCAGAAGAAAAUGAGGAAAAUUGUGAAUGGUUUGCCACAUGUGUAUUUAAGGGACAAAGGCCUCAAUGCAAAGAUGAUGAAAAAUUGAAUGACAACAUCCUGGGAAAUUUAGUUCCACAAACAAGUUCUGAUCGCAUCAUGAAAUCAGGUGCAUGUUUAGCAGAAAUAGUUAAACUUUACAUCAAUGAUCCACGUAAUGUAUUUGUAAGUGGUGCAGGAGUUGUAUUAGAUAUUUUUAACGAUGACUACGGCAUUAUACUGGGUGAAUUUCAACGUAAUCUCUGCGAAACAAUUGUGUUCCAUCGCCGGAAUGCAUUUCUUUUCAAAAUGAGUUUGGCUCAUUCGAAACUUGGUGAAACGUUCAUGGAAGGUUAUCGAAAGAGAUCGACUCAAGUUUAUCGCAGUAAGAGCUCCAAUAAAUUUCAUUACCGACUGGAUCGCAAUUCAAGUUUCUGUUUUUUGCCCGGAAAAUAUGAAUAAUCUGAGCGAUGAUGAGAAUUCACCGGUUAAACAAGAAAUAACUGAAUAAAGAACCGUUUCAUAAAAAAAACUACAUACUAAAGGAAACUACUUGCAGAUCCAAGAUCAAAACACUUAUAGUUACUAUGAUAUUGUAAUUCAAUAUGUAUAAUUAAAAGAAAAUAUUUUUUUUAUCGAA